AUGGCCGAUUUCACACACUCCAAGUCGAGAAGCACCUCUCCAGCAUCAAGCAUUCAAACAUCAGACAACAUGACCAGGCCAACUUCAGACAACUCCAAGUCAAGCAAACGCAAGGGCACGAGAAGCGUCUCGACCCUGACUCCAGCGCAACUCGCUCGCAAGCGGGCGAACGACCGUGAGGCCCAACGCGCCAUUCGCGCUCGCACAAAGGAGCACAUCGAGAACCUGGAGCGUGAACUUGAGGAUCUCCGCAGCGCAUCGAGCCGAGAUGACACUGUACAAGACCUGCUCAGGAAAAAUAGGGCUCUGGAGGACGAACUACACAGGUUAAAAGAAAGCAUGGGCAUUCCGACAAAUGGGCCUCGCAGCUAUUACCAGCCUUCUUAUAAUAGCCCAACCGCGCGAACUUCUGCCCCCGGCCAAGUAGCCGAGUACACCGGCAUGGAGAUGGGAGCAUAUGAUACUCUGUCCAGCCCUGGUGACGCUUGGCCCUCUGCCGUUCCAUCGACAAUUCCAUCAACUGUCUCCAGCCCUUCUUCGUCUGGGGCAGAUGAGAUUGGCAGCUACUACCCCACGAGUGUGCCAUCAAUCAUGGACAGACCUGGGAUGGCCUCAAACAUGGGCUCACCCACCGUCUCCUGUAUCAGUGGAAAAUCCGGCUACGACGACAUCAAGCCAGAGGCUAGACAUCGGAUGCCCGCCGCUCAGCAUGCUCUCAAUCCCACAAGCAUACCACCAUCCUCAGCCGUGGAACAUGUACCCGAUGUACUACCAGGCCUCGCCAACUCUAUGAGGGGCCAAGCUCUGGCAGCUUACUGGGAGACACCGGGCUUGAUUACUUCACCGCUUACCCAAGCCGACGCUCUUUUAACUGGAUAUAUUCAGGACUGCCGUCGCUUAGUCACAAUGGAAGGAGUGAGGUCUCACCCAGAAGUUAUCUACGGACCCUCAGUCCCCAAUAUUCGCCGCCUCAUUGAGACGCACUGGAAUCUCGCUUCAAUCGUUCAGCAAUCAACGUUACCACCAUCUCCACCAGCACAUCCACUUGUUGAACUUGCAGCAACUUUGUUCGACAAUGACAACUUGGUCAUGACACUGGAACGUGUUGGUAGUUUCAUUCUCUUCCAGCGAAUCCUAUCCUGGUUGAUUUACCCAACACACGAGACCAUUUCCGGGUUAGGUAACAACUUUGCUCCCAGUCCUGUGCAGCAGUCUGUCCCACACGGCCAGUGGAUGGAAUUUCUUCUAUGGCCACAGUUACGAGACGUCGUCAUUCAACGACCAGAGGUUUAUGCCAGUUCCGAGUUUCGACACUUGUACAACACAAGUCUCCGGUUACUCAAUUGGGCAGGUGGACCAUUGCAGGCACUAGUCCCUGAUUAUUCUUCUGGAACGAUAUAUCUCACGCAAGCUUUCGUCAACCAUGUACUCAAUAUCGGCAACUGGGCAUUGGAGGAGCGGUUCUUUCGGCGUUAUCCUGAGUUUGGGGGUUCAUUACCCAUGGUUAGACUCAAUACUUGA
Molecule: messenger RNA, 1521 nt
Organism: Truncatella angustata
Lineage: Eukaryota; Fungi; Ascomycota; Sordariomycetes; Amphisphaeriales; Sporocadaceae
Exons: 4
Coding region: 1-1521 (506 amino acids)
Biological process (GO): regulation of DNA-templated transcription
Molecular function (GO): DNA-binding transcription factor activity
Source: RefSeq, a predicted model, not a curated record